AUGUUCACCAUUUCCCUGCCCUCAUUCCGGUUCUUCACCUGGGGGAGACAGGUUAUUGACCUCCCGCCUGUGAAAGUGCAUGACGUCGAGACGGCUCAGGAGAAGCCGGCGCGGGCAUUGAAACACCUACUGAAGUUGAACCAUGCCAACUAUGCCAUUUUGUAUAAUGACCGCAGAUUUCAUAACCAUGCCCCUCAUAUUCUUAGCUCCGCGUUCCUGAACGGCGCGGGCACGGAUGAUUUGACUCGAGUCUAUGAGACGGAAUCCAAGUUGCUGGAUGCGUGGACAGAUUCACCAGAAGAAGUCACUACCCAGGACUGGAGAGACUUUCUAGGGCGACGAGAAUAUCAACGUGCCUAUGUGGACUUCUUCGAAGAUGAACUGGUCCGCUUUGGUUAUGACUGGAAGCAGGUCAUUAGCGAGUACCUAUUCUCGGGCAAGGCGCCUAUGUUCAAUGCCCUCAUUGCGGACCUGGGACACCCGCUAAUUCACAUGGCUUAUGCGUUUGAGAUGUCCAGCCGCGAAGUGGCAAUGGAGGCCCUGGGACUCGCAGCAACGUGCUACAAUAAUAUGCACAACUACCUCGAGGACCCCGUGUACACGAAACUCGAGGCAUCCUAUCACUCAACAUCACUCUUCGACAUUCUCCACAAGGUCCGUGCCGACAAGCAACUAGACGGCCUAUUCGCCACCCCAGGCGACCACAACCUCGAGCGCCUCUUCCAAACGCGCGAAGCCGUGCUCCUCAACCACUGGAACGCCUGGAACAUCAGCAACCCAAUCGAGCAGUUCCGCGAGAGCCAGGAGCUUGCAGCCGCGCUGCUCGUUUCGACUCACGAGGACUCGGGCGAGAAAUAUGACUUCUUCCUCGUCCACAUAAUGACAACAAGCCAUGCUGUCCGGGUUCUGUUGCCGUUAAUUCCCGGUCGAUUCCAAAUUCCGUUGCUUCGACAGUGGUGGCUGCUGACGCUAGCUGUUUAUAUUGCCCAGCUGCGGCCUGAGCUUUCUCUUGAGCGGGUCCGGGAAUAUAAUCUUAAGGGGAGGGACUGGAACUGGGCUGCCCAGAAGGCUGUAAAGGGUGAAUAUUCUACGGAUGCGCACUACGUCAAGGCGAUUCGGGCUUUGAGGGAGUCUGCCUCUACUUGGGGUGAUCAUGACAACUUCUAUCUCAAGGCGGCGGUCAAAUUUGCCGAUGAGUUUCGUGGUUGGGGUGGAUUUGUUUGA
This is a messenger RNA of Penicillium alfredii, 1224 nucleotides long. RefSeq names its product questin oxidase family protein. The transcript is spliced from 4 exons. The record is from RefSeq and is a predicted model, not a curated record. Bases 1 to 1224 code for a protein of 407 amino acids. Gene Ontology annotation, molecular function: oxidoreductase activity. Lineage: Eukaryota; Fungi; Ascomycota; Eurotiomycetes; Eurotiales; Aspergillaceae.